Rubroshorea leprosula is the source of this 764-nucleotide messenger RNA. Lineage: Eukaryota; Viridiplantae; Streptophyta; Magnoliopsida; Malvales; Dipterocarpaceae. The record is from the annotation of a GenBank genome assembly.
AUUGUUUUGCUCUUAGCAGGAACUGAUAUGUCGGCCGUAACAAUGGAGUGGGCAAUGUCUCUUUUGUCGAACAAUUCGGAGGUUUUGAAGAAGGCUCAAGUGGAAAUUGAUGAUGUUGUGGGCAAGAAUCGUUUGGUUGAAGAAUCAGAUUUGAGUAGGCUACCGUACCUUCAUUGCGUCAUAAAUGAGACUCUCAGAAUGUACCCAGCAUCUCCAUUGUUAUUUCCUCAUGAAUCGUCAAAAGAUUGUGUUGUUGGAGGAUUCCGAAUUCCUUGCGGCUCAACAUUGUUGGUGAAUCUAUGGGCAAUACACUAUGAUCCAAAGAUUUGGAAGGAGCCAAAAAAAUUUAAGCCGGAGAGAUUCCAAGGAUUGGAAGGAAAUAGGGAUGGAUUCAAGUUCAUGCCCUUUAGGUCGAGAAGGAGGGGAUGUCCGGAUGAAGGACUGGCCACGCAUGUGGUGGGGUUGACAUUAGCGUCACCAAUUCAAUGCUUUGAGUGGGAGAGGGUUGGAGAGGAAAUGGUGGAUAUGGUGGAGGGGAUUGGUCUCACCAUGACCAAGGCCCAUCCUUUGCAAGUAAGGUCUCACCCGCGUCAAGCCAUGGUUGAAUUGCUCUCUCAAACUUAGAAGUCUUAAACCAGAUUGCCCUUACUUUUGUGUGUUUGUAGUACAUGCCUUUGUUUUCCCCCCAUCAAUUACUCUGUUGUAUUUUACAAAAGUCAAGGAAAUUGAACAUAAAUAAAAGUUAAUAAAACAAAAAUGUAAUG